Lytechinus pictus (painted urchin) is the source of this 1853-nucleotide messenger RNA. Its product is annotated as serine/threonine-protein kinase SMG1-like. The coding region runs from base 1 to 609 and encodes 202 amino acids. The transcript has 7 exons. Lineage: Eukaryota; Metazoa; Echinodermata; Echinoidea; Temnopleuroida; Toxopneustidae. The record is from RefSeq and is a predicted model, not a curated record.
AUGGGUGGUUUCAGACUGUUUGCCAUAGCAAGAGUUGUGAACAUGGACAAUUUCAAAUCAACAGCGAGACGUCGCAAGUUGUUCACUGAUCACUCAGUGCUGUCCAGCCUCCUUCAUCGCAUUGGAAAAGAUGAUGACAAAGACAGACGUUUAUCUGCUUGCCAGCAGCUCCUGGACUUUCUUACAAACAAGGACCAUAGCAGGGAGAUUCAGAAGCAGAACGAGAGUAUUCUGAGUACCAUAUCUUCGGUGUUGAGUGAAAGAUUGUCUACUUCAAUCAAGCUGGAGCUUUCUCAGUGUAUUGCAGCUGUGUCUGUUCAUGCUGGGCAGGAUCUGAAAAGGUUCUUUGGAUGGGCUUUCAACAAAUUCCAGAAAUCCAGCAAUGAUGAAUACAAGACGUAUGUGCUAUAUGCUGUAUUCCAAGCUCUUAGAAAGAAUAAUUCCAAUCCCCGUCUUCCUCCUUUGAUGAAUGGCAUCAUGAAAGAUCUUCAGGUUACACUAGAGAAUGUUGACACACCAGAUCUGUUGGUAUCAGUCAUGAACAUUGUCCAUUAUGUAUCCCAGCAUUAUCCUAAAGUCUUCAGUGCUUUCUUCAAGGUUUGUUUAUAAUUUGUUUUCCUUCAAAUCUUCCUUUUUCUCCUUCUGGUUUAUCUUUGCCUUUGUCUUUCUCUUUUCCUACUUAAUUUCCUCAUCUUCUUGCUCUUCCUCCAUUUCUACAUCUUUUGUUUACUUCCAUGUUUUCUUUUUUCUCACCGUAACUUGAGCAUUUUUCCAAAUAGGGUUUGGUGAUUUAUGAAAAUUCUUUGUUAGUAUUAUGAUCAUAAUUAUCAUUAUGCUGAUGUUUAAUAUUAUAUAUAUCAUUAGGAUAUUGAUGAUGAAUAUAUUUAUAAUUUUUCUCAAUUAUAGUUAUUUCUUUCACCUAGAAAGCAUACACAUGCUCCUAUUGUUAAUAGAAUAUAGCAUGCAAAAUGGUGAGCACAUGCGUGCUGAUACUGACUCUGAUGUCAUUCUCCGUGGAUCUAGGCACAGGCCAUGGGACAAACCUGUGUUUCUUGCAGUUUUGUUCAUAUGGUCAGUGCUUUUAUGAAAAAAAGAUACUAAAAUUGUAAAAAUACGUCAAAUCGGGAUCCACUUUUGAUCAAAGUUGCAGACUGAUGAGUAAAAUAGCAACCAUGCAGGUACUCUGAAGCCAGUAGGUCAUAUUUAUGAAAUGCCAGUCCUCUUGAUGCUGCUUCCCAAGCCCAGCUUAUAGCACAGUGGUAUUACGUGCUAUAAGUAGAUAUACAUUUAGAGUGAAACUCACUGCUGCUGAUUUCAUAAUAGGCCUUAUUUUGCCUACAGACAAUGACUCCUUAUAUUCUCAGAAAAAAAAUUGGUCGCAGUAAAUGGUCAAAUGUUAAUACCUCCAAAGAUAGACAACCAAGAUGGAUCAAUUUCAGGGCUCAUUACUUAUUAAUGGAACACCCCGGUUCUCUUCUGAUUUAUAAACAAAUAUAUUUCAAGAAAGUUAAUGUAAACAAGUCUUUUUUUGUAGCCUAAAUAGAGUUAAGGUAAUUUCUUACUGGGAAAUGGUGUCUUGUGAUUGAUGUGCCUAUUUUUUUAAAUUAGUUUGUAAAGUCAUAUUUGCAGGUGUUUUUUUUAAUUGUGGGUAGUGCAUUUUUACAUCUGUGGUUGAAAUUUUUACAAUUAGUUUUUGGUUGAAUUUGAGGAUGUUUUACUCUUUCAUUUGUGGGUGUUUUUAUUUAUUUUUUAAAUUUAUGGGAGAUGGUGACCUGUGGAUAAUGUGCCUACCAGGCAAAGCCCCUUAAACUAGGUGAAUGGUCCACCCAGUCAUUUGUUUUUUUUUAUUCAUG